CUAGCUUAAAUAAUUGCCACUUUUCUCUCCCCUAAGAGUGGCCCUACUGGUUGUCUCGGUUGGGACACUCUGAAUAAGGCAAGGGGUGUACCACAAACAACUUACUGUGUUACCUACUCAAACUUGUUUUUAUGUCCAUAGAUAAUAUGCUUCAUAGCAUCCGUUAUGUUCGGCGUGGAUGCAUUCCUCAACUUCAAGUUAUUCCGAAGCAAAGAAACACCAUCAGCAGGGCCGCCCGCUGUACCCACAUAAACUGGAUAGAUAUAAAAAAAAUUUACGCUUGCAACAUUAGAUUCCGGUAGUUUUAAAAGUUAGUUUUCUAGAUUAUGUAGUCCAUUCAUUGCAUGUUAAUUAUGCAUAAUUCAUAAGCUAGUCUGAAAGAUGUGUAUUUGAGUUCUUUAAACAGUUAUGUAUUGUUACUUGUUAGGAUGCUUUUAUUAUACUGAAACCAACUGAGCGAACAAUUUCAAAAAGUAUAGAAUUCGAAGAUUAGGAUCUUGAAACUCAAGAUAUGAAUCAAAACAAAACGAGAAUGAGUUAACUUUGUGUUAUUUCGAUUUUAUUCCAAAAUCAUCACAGGGCAGAGCAGGCCGUUUACAACAUUUGCCUAAAACUGUCGCAUACAACCUGCUUACAACUUGAGACAACUUGAGUGGCAAGAUGGCGUAUAUGCACAAGGCGCGCUGCAAAAGGUGUAUAAUAUACAUGGUCUUUUAUCGAAAUAUCAAAACUCAUUCUCGUUUUGUUUUGACUCAUAACUUGAGUUUCAAGUUCUUCCUGUUGUCAAAACUGCUCUCAGAUGAUGCAGGAAAUGGCAUUUCUACGUGUAUUCCGCAAGCCAUAGGAAAUCAAAAAAUUUUUGGGGUAGUGGACCAACUCCUCCCCCCCCCCCGGCCCCUACUUUAGCGCUCGACUUAAAAUCCUAGUUACGGGUCUGAAUCACACAUAUUGUGCAAAAAGAAUUACCAAACUAAAGUUCUAGACUUUAAAAUAUAUAGUAUUUUAUGAAUAGGUAUUUCAUCAUAUUUUAGUAUCCUGUCUUUUCGACAAUAUCAGAACAUAUUUUCGCUAUUGUUUUAUGUUGAGUGAAUAUAUUAGUCGUGUAUAUAUGACGGUAUAUAAGAAGGGUAUUUUAAAGUUGAUAUGUUGCAUAUCUAUAUAUUACAAGAAGACUGUGAAACAAGCGUGAAUUCGUGCCAACACUGCAGUAAUACGGUAUGUAUGUAGAUAGAUAUGUUAGAAAUAUUCUAGUAAUUGAAUAAAGUAAUACAAUGCAAAAAUUCCCUGAGUAUUUUGACUCAAGAACGUGAGCUAUCGACUAGUCAUUGGGGACUGGUAGCGAGUUUUGUCCAAUUUAAUCUUCGAGUUCGAAUCCCGCUCUUACAGUUAUUAGUGAAAAGAAAAAAUAUACAAAAGCAUGCAAUAACUAACCGUUAAGCAGGGGUCAUCCUAAGCCUAAUGCCUCCCAUUUUCCAAAAUAGUUAUAGAACGAAAACUUAAAAUGGGCAGUUCUAAAAUUGAGUCUUCGAGCUAUAUAUGAUAAUUAGUUAUAAAUUUAUUUAAGGCAAAAGCAAAUAUUUAAAAUAUUUAAAGGCAAAACCAAAUGUCUCUCUGAAAACGCAGGAAAAGGUCAUUCUGCAGCACUUCUAAAAUUCAAAAUUUUCCGAGGGAACCCCUAUAGCUAUUCAGGUAUUCAAUACGCCAUGACCUCGAACUCUCGUUACUGCCACACAGUUAGCCUGUGUUCACUACCUCACAGUCUGUGCUAGUCGAAAUGAGACUGAGUCCUAAAUUUUUCUUAGGGUGACCCCUGCCGUUAAAAUAAUCUGUUUUGGAAAGUUAUAAGAAAAGAGCAAACCAACUAUACGCCAAAACCCCAACCCAUUUCGAAGGAAGUUUUUUCGCUAGAGAUUAGUAAUCCCACUGCAAAACUUUGUUCAAUGGACCAUUCCCCAAUUAACCAAAAUUUUGAACUCAACAAGUCUAGACAAAAUUCCAUUAUAGCAUGAAAGAGCAUCACAAAAUUAGUAAUCGUUGCGAAAUGUUGUAAAAUGCGGAUGAUAUAGCCUUGCGAAAUUUGCAAUUUUCAGUCAUUUUGUAUUACGCACAGAAGUGGUAACCAUUUCCCGUUUGUAAUCUAAAAUGACUGAAAAUUGCAAACUUCGCAAGCCUAUAUUAUCUGCAUUUUACAACAUUUUGCAACGAAACUUUGGAAUAUUACUAAUUUUGUGAUGAUCUUUCAAGCUGUGAUGAAAUUUGUCUAGACUUGUUGAGUUCAAAAUUUUGGUUAAUUGGGGAAUGGUUCAUUAAGUCAUUCAAUAUAUUUCUCACCAGUCGACUUUUUUGUAGAUUCAAUAAUCAAUAUGGCUGGACUUGGGAGAGGAUGCGACUACUUCAAGUCUUUUCCGGGGAUCUUAAAAAUUAUUGAAUUUGUAAGUUUUGUGGCCUCUUUCUCCCUGCCUUCUGGAAAAAUCUGAAUUUUUGUUGCAACACUUGAAUCGAAUAUUACAAUACAGGAAAAAUGUCGAGUGUCCAUUCAGUAAAAUCUCAAUCUUAUUAAAAGGCCAACCAUAUAAGGUUAUACGACUUUUGUGUGAUAUUUAUUAUUUUUAUUAUAUUUUGUGUUGUAGUGGUUUUUGAAAGGGGCAAAAUAUAUCUUUAUGUAACGCGUAAUCCGUUUAACCAUUUAAAGUGAUGUACUUACAAAAAUUUAAUGCACAAAAAGUAGAAAAAUAUAAGUUUCUGAGUUUAAUACUGAAGUUUACACACAAGUUUUCGUUGCGCAAAGCAAUAUAUAAUAUCGUGCGCAAAGCAAUAAUUUUGACCCAAUUUGAUCACUGACGGAUCAAAUGCCUCAAGGCCUGGUCAAACGAGAGUUGAUAAUAGUUGACAAGUGGGAGUUUGCAUAAAAGUUUCCUCAACUUUCAUGCCCCGGUGAACAAGAGUUGCGUGAGAGUUGAUGAAAGAUUUUUUAGGAACUUUAUUGGGUUAACUACCAACAUACUUACAGAAAGAACACAACAAAUUUUAAGACUAACAUAAAAUAGGCAAAAGAACCCAGACAGGAUAAGUAGAAUGGGACACUAUAGGUCCUAUGCAGCAGUCCCACCGGGGGGGGGAGCGGGCGGGGGGGGGCGCUUUGCCCCGUCACCCUUAACAUUUCUUGAUACAAGAUUACUUAACUGAGAAUAUAAAUCCUGCUGCGUUAGUACUGGAUAAUAUGCAAUAAAGUGUAAUAUGGGGUAAAACACCUCUUCCCCCGUUUUACAAUCAUGGCACCCCCGGGAAAGUUUUGGCCCGGGCACCGUGCAACCUUUUCUGCGGUCCUGCACCAGACGGACGGAUGAUCGGUCUCUAGAACUAUUCCAAUCAUUCGUUUUCCCCUUUAGAUUGUAUUACUGAUCGCACUUGGCUCAGUAGGAUAUUUCUUUGAAAAAAUGGGAAGUAACACGUCGAAGACAGACAACCUGAAGUUUUUCCUCUUCGUGAUUAUUGUGGCCUGGAUCCUAGUCAUGGCGUUCUGGCUCAACUUCGUCAGCGGUCUGUAUGAAAAAAUGAGCGCCAUUAACUGGCCACUGGUCGUAAGUACUCCUUAGUCCAGGUCACAGAAUAAAGACAUACAGAAGUGUAUCUUCUUAUUAAAAGUGCGUAAGGAUUUUUUCAGUCCGCCAUGUUCUUAGCAAGUGCCCUAAAGAGAGGCAGUCACCCCCCUGAAAACAUAUUGAAAAUUUAAUAUUCCAGGGGGGUGAAUGCCUCUCUUUAGGGCACUUGCUAAGAACAUGGCCGCCAGCUAUUUCGGUAAAAAGCGCCUUACGGUUUUGUAAUGGAAGUUACACUUCUGUAUGUCUUUAUUCUGUGUCCAGGUAUACAUACGUAAAAACGCGCGCAAGUUGUAACAAACCUGCAACAGGCUUGUAACAAUGCUGUUCCAACAACUUGUCAUCGGGAUGUGUUCGCACUGCUUGUUCCCAGCUUGUUGACACGCCGUCAAUGGCUUGUUGACAAUGACAAAUUACUUGCUACAAGGUUGUUGAACUCGAAAGACUUGUUACAAGUUGUUCCAACAACUUGUUAUCGUCCUGCAAUUCAACAAUUUGUCAACAAGUUGUGAAUGACCACCUUGUAGCAACUUGAUAAAAUAACAGUACUCUUACAACUUGUUUAAAAGCUUGAAAACUCAGCGUUCCUGAGACAACAAUCGCAUUUCAUACGAAACAAAACGUUUUUGAAUUUGUGUGAAGAUAAAGUUAUAUUGUCCCAACAAUGUUUUGGAAGGUGGGAAAACACUAAAUAUUUCCUUGUAACAGGGCGGAAAUAUUUGAAUUUUUGCAAUUUGUACAAGCAUAUAAUUUAUUAUGGGUAUGGGGCUCCUGGGCUGAAUGUUGUUGCAUUUCGUUGCUAGGACGCGGUGGUGUUCGCAGUUUGGGCAGUACUGUUGCUUAUCUCCUCUGCACUUAUGGCAGACGCUGUGAAAUAUUACGAAGACAGCAAAUUCUGUGCACUGCUGGAAGACGCUAACACAAAACAACAAUGUGAACAUCUCAUUGUUGGAACGGUAGGUUGAAAAAUCAUAGAUAUUCCGCCUAUUUUUGCUCGUACCGCGUUUCUAUCAAACUUGACUUCUACUAUUGAAUACUGCGUUACCUCUCACUGGCUCAACGGGCAUCUGAUUGGUUAAUCAGGUACAUUGAAAGCAUCUGAUUGGUUAAUGCCUUAAUGAUAUUGGAUGAAAUUUACGCUGGCUGAGAAUUACUCACGUAAUUAAAAUCACCUAAAAUAUUAUUAUAAUCAGGUAUCAACUUACUCUGAGUGUAUAUCCAUACCGGGCAGGCUUGAAAAAUAUGCCUGGCCACGGUGGGAUUCGAACCUACGACCUUUGGAAUACUAGCCCAAUGCUCUGCCAACUGAGCUACGCGGUCAGGUCGGUUCGAGUAUGCGAUAUUUCGGAACUGAGUCUAGUUCCUUCGCUAUCAGUGUCAUCUAAUAAUCAUGAUAUUUGUUGUGUUGGUGUAAUGUACUCAGGUGAAUAUGAUGCUUGUGUGAUGUUACUCCGAGUGUAUAUCCACACCGGGCAGGCUUGAAAAUAUGCCUGGCCACGGUGGGAUUCCAACCUACGACCUUUGGCAUACUAGCCCAAUGCUCUGCCAACUGAGCUACGCGGUAAGGGUGGUGUGAAUCAUCCUUACUUGCAGCUGAGAGCUAGGCUGAAUCGCGAAGGACGCAGCUCAACCUGAUCUAGUCGAAAGCUUUCUAACAGCCACCUUAAUUAUGACUCAUGUCUGAUCAGGGAGUACAUACCAACACAGCAAAUAUCAUGAUUAUUAGAUUACACUGAUAUCGAAGCCGACUAGACUCGGUUCCGAAAUAUCGCAUACUCGAACCGACCUGACCGCGUAGCUCAGUUGGCGGAGCAUUGGGCUAGUAUUCCAAAGGUCGUAGGUUCGAAUCCCACCGUGGCGUGGCCAGGCAUAUUUUUCAAGCCUGCCCGGUGUGGAUAUACACUCAGAGUAACAUCACACAAGCGUAAGUGUCAUGUGUUCACAGCAAGCCGCAUGGCACAGAAGCCCCUAAAAGUUUCAUACCAACAUAUGCUUGUGUUUUUCUAGAUCUUUGGCUUCAUAGCAAUGGUGUUGUUUAUCGUUGACUCCGUUAUACAUUUUCUGAUACGUAACGUGCGCUCGACCACAACCACUACCACCACAACGAUUACAGUAGGCUAGAUAGAACUUUGAGUUGAUUGAAACUUUUCUUGUACUUUUAUAUCUAGUUUUUUCAUGACUCAUAUGUUUUACGAUGCGUUAAAUAAGAGCACAGAAUAUAGUAUUACAUAAGUAUGCCUACAUGCGUCUAUCAUGUGCAAGUUCCGAGAGCCACAAUAAAAAGUUGCAAAC
Molecule: messenger RNA, 5891 nt
Organism: Paramuricea clavata
Lineage: Eukaryota; Metazoa; Cnidaria; Anthozoa; Malacalcyonacea; Plexauridae
Source: the annotation of a GenBank genome assembly